AUGACGAAGAGCAUAGGAGAAGGCAAUGAAAGCUUGAACAAACCAGGAAGUAAAGGCAGUGGUCCCGUGCAUGUUUUCACUACCAAAGGCUUUAGGAAGAAUAGUGUCCUUGUUUAUUUGCAUAACAAAAUGAUGACAACUGAUAACUUCGGCAAGCAAAAGCCAGCACAAGUGUCUCUGUCAAAAACCAAACAGAUUUAG
Prunus armeniaca (apricot) is the source of this 201-nucleotide messenger RNA. The record is from the annotation of a GenBank genome assembly. Lineage: Eukaryota; Viridiplantae; Streptophyta; Magnoliopsida; Rosales; Rosaceae.